This is a messenger RNA of Adineta steineri, 1578 nucleotides long. Lineage: Eukaryota; Metazoa; Rotifera; Eurotatoria; Adinetida; Adinetidae. The record is from the annotation of a GenBank genome assembly.
AUGGAUUGGACCAGUAAAAAAACAGCUUGGAAGGCAUUGCAAUUCUUAUUGUAUGGUAAUACUAACGAAGAAAUAUCUAGUCGAGCUCGUGCUACUGGCUACUAUUCUGAAAAUAAUUACAUGAUUCUAGUUCGCCUAAACUUAAACGAUCACGUAACUCAACUUUAUAAUAAAGUUCUUGAAUUGUUCAGAAGAGUGAGUACAAAAAUAAAAAAGGAGUUUCAACCGUUCGAAGUUAUUCAACUUAUACAAGGCAGUGAUCCUAUCGUAAAACAACUUUCUUCAAAAGCUCGUCGUCAUUUACGUCUUGAUGAUCAAGUGUCUGAUAGUGAUGUUGACGUCAGUCGACUGGUCAAUCUUCCUUGUUUCAUUUUGGUUAAUCGUAAGCUUGGAAGAGGCGAACGUUUACCCUCAAGUUGUAUGGCUUUUGAUGUUCGUUCACGGUAUAACGGAGACGCUGCAGAUAUGAGAGGAUUUGCAUCAACAUUCAUUCAGGAUAUCGGUCGAUGUUGUGGACAUCAUAAACCGAAAGCCCUUGUAUUAGUGUCAGUCUUCGAUGAAACACAGCAAUCCGGUGGUGAAGUAGGUCGUCUGAUGUUCGAAGAUAUCGAAUUUUUUCGGCUUCAUGGACUACUGACGAAAACCCAGGCAGCAACAACUUCUCAUCCAGAAAAAAAUGCAAAAUCCUUCAGUAAGUUGUCAUCAUAUACUAUCGUUUUAGAUGCUGAGCCGCAAAUUGGCAAAACCGGCGCCAUUCUGUCGAUGCUGGACAUAUUGUAUUCUGAACAUGCUUCUUUUUCAAAAGUUCUAUCAGAAUCUCAAGUGACAAUGACACCGGAACGCACAACAAUCAUAACUAGCGAGUUGAAAAAAAUAACAACAGAUUUGUGUAAGAUCGUCGAUAAUCCUGACGAGAUGAUAGACACAAAAGUUGACAAACUAAAGAAGGCGUUACAAACUGAUAAUCUCUUUGAAAAGUAUCAUGAUCUUAUCAGUCAACAUGAAGCAAUUAAAAGUCUUUCUAAGAGUAUUUACGACCGUGAUCUCUAUAAGCCGAUGAGUUUAGUGCAAAAAGCUAGAGAUCCGGAUUUCUCCAUUAUUGAUUGUGGUUGCGGUUUACACGGUAUUGUGCGUAUUUUUCGAGCAAAUUCAUCAGAUUUUGAUCUGCAUGUUCGCGUUCUCGGGAUCGAUCUACAUAAAAGCAUUCUCGAACUGGAAAACCUUCAACCAGCUGAUCCGAAGGUUACCUUUAAAGCCCACGUUGAAGAUAUGGCGUCUAAUAAUGUAGCACAGCUUCAAAAUGCUUCUACUAAUGUAGUUCUCUAUUGUUUGUCGCUUUUUGAGAACGAUAUUACUCGACACAUAAAUUGGGCAAACAAACAACUUAAAAUCAGCGGUACGCUAAUUAUUGCAGAUGUUUUUCGACGAUUUCCGAGCAACUUCAAAUUUUUAAUAGAAAAACAUGGAUUUAUAGGUCAAGAGCCGUAUAAAAUAUGUGAUGUGUACGAAGUAUGGUCAUUUAAAAAGCAAUUAGAUACUAUCAAUGAUUCAGACACUGUACAAUUAAAGCCAUACUAA